This is a messenger RNA of Boeremia exigua, 1367 nucleotides long. RefSeq names its product nucleotide-diphospho-sugar transferase. The transcript has 2 exons. Lineage: Eukaryota; Fungi; Ascomycota; Dothideomycetes; Pleosporales; Didymellaceae. The record is from RefSeq and is a predicted model, not a curated record. Gene Ontology annotation, molecular function: glycosyltransferase activity. Bases 131 to 1309 code for a protein of 392 amino acids.
UAUGCCAUGGUUGGGGCGCUGAGACAGCCAGGAGCAGGCGGCUUUUUAUCAUUCGCCGACACGGCCGUGCAAAGCCCGAACUCUCAAACGCGGACCCAAGUCGACAAAAUGCGUGCUGCGCGCUCACACAAUGCGUCGACGGCGAUCUGACGAACUUCCGCGGUACACGAGGGACAGCGAUUCGCAUUCCUUCCGCUUCCGCCGCCGGUACGCCUUUUACCUUUGUGGCUUGCUCUUCGUCUGCUGGUGCCUGUUCCCUUCGCGCAGUCGAGCAUCCGCGAAGGGCGUGACCAAUUGGUCCAACUACGCGUACAGUCUCUAUGCGACCGACAGCGCAACGCUCUGCCAUGCUCUGCUUCUCUUCGAAGCGCUCGCCCGGCUCGGGAGCAAGGCCGACCGCGUGCUGUUCUACCCCGAGUCCUGGGACACGGAGGUGACGAGCUCCAAAGACCGCGACAGCCAGCUGCUUGUCCUAGCGCGCGACAGAUACAAAGUCAAGUUGCACCCCGUCAAGCUUCUCACUGUCGCGGGUCGCACCAAAGAUGAAUGGACAGGGACCUGGGAUAAGUCGGUCACCAAGUUCAUGGCAUUCUCGCUCGCGUACUACGACCGCGUCAUUGCAGUCGACUCGGACAUCACGCUUCUGAAGCCCCUCGACGAGCUCUUCCUCCUUCCCCCGACGCCCAUAGCCAUGCCCCGCGCAUACUGGGCCGACAGUCGGCCGUGGCCGCUUACGUCGAUGCUCAUGGUCAUUAAGCCUGACCUAGACGAGUUCGAGAGAUUCAAGAAGGCAAUGGGAAGUGGCGGCGAUAAGGAGCUUGUCAGCGUGCACAGAUUCGAUAUGGAGCUCGUCAACGAGCGUUUUGAGGACAGUGCUAUGGUGCUUCCCCACCGGCCAUACGCCCUGUUGACAGGCGAGUUCAGGAGCCACGACCACAGUGCAUACCUUGGAAGUAGCUUUGAGCCGUGGGACGCUGAGAAGGUCUAUAACGAGGCAAAGUUGGUCCAUUUCAGCGAUUGGCCUUUACCAAAGCCGUGGAUCAUGUGGCCUACUGAGGGUGUCGAGGAGAUGCAGCCUGACUGCGGUGGAAGCCACACGGGAAGUUGUGCAGAGAGAAGAAUCUGGAAGCAUCUCUACGAUGACUUCAGAAUGAGGCGGCGAGACAUCUGUAAGCUGCUGAGUGUGCCUGCGCCAGACUGGUCGGAGAUCAAGCACGGGAAACGCGCGGGAAAUGCAACUGAUGGCACUACACAUGCUGCGCCUCCAGCUGAUGGGCCGAUGAUCAGCGGUACAAGUGGGAAGUCUUGAUACGAGCGACGUAAAUUACUUAGGUACAUGCAAGCUGUUCCUGUGAGAUUGUGUUCCU